AGGCUGAGGAGGGUCGGCUGACCAACCUUUACCUUCCCGGCGCCUUCAGCCGCAAACGCUGCCUCUAAAGAAGAGAAUCACCAAACUGAAUGGCAGGGAUUUUGCACUUGGUGGUUCAGAGGCCGCCAGGCAAUCUCCAGACUGUGACAAAAGGGGUGGAGUCUCUCAUUUGUACAGAGUGGAUUCGUCACAAAUUUACCAGGUCAAGAAUUCCGGAUAAAGUGUUUCAACCUUCACCUGCAGAUCAUGAAAAAUAUGGUGGGGAUCCCCAAAACCCCCAUAAACUGCAUAUUGUUACCAGAAUAAAAAGUACAAUAGGACGUCCAUACUGGGAAAAAGAUAUAAUAAAGGUGCUUGGAUUAGAAAAGGCACAUACUCCUCAAAUUCACAAGAAUAUCCCCUCGGUGAAUGCAAGAUUGAAAGUGGUUAAACAUUUGAUUAGAAUCCAGCCACUGAAACUGCCACAAGGCCUUCCAACAGAGGAGGACAUGUCUGACACGUGCCUCAAGAGCACUGAGGAGCUGGUAGUGCGGUGGCGCCUAAAGCCUGUGGGGCAGGAAGGAAUUGAGUCCUAAUGCCAGAGGGGUUUCAGAUUUUUAAAAACGCAAUUGUUUUUAUUUAAAGAUGGUGAGAACGUAUUUUCAUUAAAAUGUAUUUUAAAUAUCA
Choloepus didactylus (southern two-toed sloth) is the source of this 666-nucleotide messenger RNA. RefSeq names its product 39S ribosomal protein L30, mitochondrial-like. Gene Ontology annotation, molecular function: structural constituent of ribosome. Bases 90 to 575 code for a protein of 161 amino acids. NCBI's taxonomy places the organism in Eukaryota, Metazoa, Chordata, Mammalia, Pilosa, Megalonychidae. Gene Ontology annotation, cellular component: large ribosomal subunit; mitochondrion. The transcript has a single exon. Gene Ontology annotation, biological process: translation. The record is from RefSeq and is a predicted model, not a curated record.